Molecule: messenger RNA, 3591 nt
Organism: Planococcus citri (citrus mealybug)
Lineage: Eukaryota; Metazoa; Arthropoda; Insecta; Hemiptera; Pseudococcidae
Product: pyrokinin-1 receptor-like
Exons: 7
Coding region: 275-1789 (504 amino acids)
Biological process (GO): neuropeptide signaling pathway
Cellular component (GO): plasma membrane
Molecular function (GO): neuromedin U receptor activity
Source: RefSeq, a predicted model, not a curated record
UUUUUAGUCGCUACUACUCUUUUGAAAGCGGGAAUCGUAAAAUUUUACGACAUUAUUUGUUUUUAUUUAUUUUAUUACCACCGCGUUAAAUAAUUAAAUUGAAAGUAUGUCUGUUUCAUUGGUUGAUUUUUCUUUCUUUUUAUACGCCCGUGUUUUGAGGUUUUUCAUCGUUUUACGAACUUAAUGAACGGGUACGUACUCUUUCCAGGAAUGAAGCCUAUUUAUGAAUCAUUUUUUCGAAAAGAAAAAGUUCCAUUGAUCACAAUAAUCUGAGAUGCGGAAUUCUGGAAUAAUCACUACUAAUGAUACACUCACAACCACCACCCACCAUAGCAGUUCAACUGAAAAUUUAUGGGGACCAAAGAGAAAUUCAUUAGUGGUUGUUUUACCAAUAAGUGUCACUUAUUUGGUAAUAUUCGUGUUGGGAUUUUUCGGAAACGUCGUUACUUGCAUUGUAGUAAUCCGUAACAAAUAUAUGCACACUGUGACCAAUUACUAUCUAUUGAGUUUAGCCGUUUCUGAUUUAUUACUUCUGAUUACUGGAUUACCAUCGGAAAUGUAUCAAAUAUGGUACAGAUACCCAUACAUUUUCGGAGAAAUGUUUUGCAUUUUGCAAGGCUUAGCAGCUGAAACGUCAGCAAAUGCCACCGUUUUAACGAUAACGGCUUUUACCAUAGAAAGGUAUAUUGCAAUAUGUUAUCCUUUUUUCUCACACACGGCCACAAAGCUCAGACGUGCCAUACGAUAUGUCAUUUUGAUAUGGAUGUUGUCAUUUUUUUUCGCCAUUGUUCAGGCAAUGCAACUAGGAUUGCUUUAUGGCCACGAUGAUAAUGGUUCAGUUGUAGAAGAACUUUCGAUUUGUGGAGUAAAGAACAAUUUCAUUCCACAUUCUUUCGAAAUUUCAAUGCUGUUGUUCUUUGUCAUGCCGAUGACUAUCAUCACUGUUUUGUAUGUUUUGAUCGGCAUGAAAUUGUAUAAACCGAAUAUUACGGCUUCGGAUAAACGUAAACCAAUUUUAAUCUCGACAACAAAUGGAGAAAUCAACCAUCAAUUGGUAGUCCAUCCAGAUUCCUCAUCAUAUGUCACACACAGCAAAUCGACGAAAAGAGUGGUGAAAAUGUUAGUGGCUGUCGUGGUAGCGUUUUUCAUAUGCUGGGCUCCAUUCCAAAUACAAAGAUUAUUAGCUAUAUACGGAUAUACGGGGAGUAGCACUAGUAAUACGAUGUACUUGAUAUACGAAGUGGUAACUUACAUCUCCGGAAUUUUGUAUUACUUUUCCACCGUAAUAAAUCCCAUUUUAUAUAACAUAAUGUCAAAUAAGUUUCGCAGAGCUUUUCACGAUACUUUAACGUCGUGUUUCCAAAGUACACCAAUGAAUAAGCGACGAAAUUCCGGCGAAAUUGGAAGUAGCGGUAUUCAAAGGCUGCAUUUCGAAACAACCAAACACAAUAAUUCGUUAUGUUCGAAGAACAGCAGCUGCGUAACAAAUAAUGGCGUUGAAAUGUUAGCAGACUUCAGCCAAAGGCCAAUCGUAUUUAGUUUUCGUAAGUUCGCAAAUCAAAAUUCUACUGUAGGAAUGUACCAAUGUAAUAUGAAUUUUUGCAAAAGUAUGAUGCAAAUAGAAGAACAAUUCGCCCUUGAUAAAAAUCCACAUUCGGAAAGUUUACCUGGUAUGUUAAUGCCGAAAGAAAACACUAGCGGGAUAAUUUUAUACCCACCUUGUAGAUGUUCGUUGAUGCAAAAACGUUGCGCCGUUUAUCAGACAAAUGGUACUUUUUAUUCGGAAUAAAAUGAAUAUAAUAGGAUAAGAAAAAAAGUAAAGGGUUAAUUUUCUUUUCAACAUAACAGGUGUCUAAAUAUAUAUGUACGUUUACUGUACUUUUACUGGAUAUGGGAAUGCAUAUUCCGAAUUGAAAAAUUGGAUAGGGUAGUUGAAGUUUUGGUGGACUUGAAAAUUGAAAUUUUACAAUUUGUGUAAGAGUAGAUACCUACUUUCCAAAUUUUUCUACAACGAAGAAUAUUUACGUAGGAACCAUUGGUAGUUGUUCUUCAGUAUACUGACUUUUUUUCAAAAUUAAGCUGAAAAUAGCAUACACGUUGCGUCGAGAUCUCAAAGCAGUUUGGUGAAAAUUCUACUUCUCCCUGGACCCUGAUCUAUACCACAGUAAUUUUUUUGAAAAUCUGACCAACGAAUAAUUGUUUUCUCUUUUUUGAUCAAAAAAUUUAAGAAGCAUAAAAAUGACAUUUUGAAAAUUACUUUUGGGAAAAAAUAUUCUUAUCUCCGUAAAAAUAAUUUUAAAAAUUGAAAAUGGUUCUAUAUUCAAAAAAAUAUUUAAUUGAACAUUUUUGAACAUAAGUCAGAUUUUAAGUCGAGAGGAAAGGAAAGAGGGAGCAAUUUUUUUGUGGUCUGAAAUUCUGAACAACAUCUUCUGUCUGUUUUCUACGGUACCCACAUUUUUUUGUUGUCUUUCAAAUUCUACGCCAUGUAAUGAAAAUAUGUGUUUUAGGUAUACUAUGCGUGUUUCCUAUUUUAUGUGCCUAUAGUUUUUUUUUUUCGAAUGAUGAAGCAAUUGAUACGUACCUCUACCUACCCAUACUUUUAUAAUACGUUCGUAGUGUAAAUAUGUACCUAUUGAAUGAAUAGCUUUAAGUCAUUGAAUAAUUGGACUCAAAAAGAAAUAAGUUGUGAUAAUUAUUAUUGUGAAGAAUUUUUUCAUUCUUUGUUUUAUAAUGGGAUAGUGUAUGUAUCUACGUAAAGUUCGUACUGAGUAUUUUGAAACUUGGACAAUGUAGAGAAAAAUUUGAUGUAGGCUGUUAUCAUACACAACCAAAUUAAUGUAUUAUUAUUAUUUAAAUUUUAGAAGAAAAAAAAAUUAUAUAAUUAUGCCGAAUAUACCCAUGUCCGAUUAAAUUAGGCCUAAGCAAUGUGUGUUGCAUGUGCUCUAAGAAGUGAUUGAUUUUCACUUUUUUUUUAGAAUUCUUGUGUAAGGAUGUCUAAUAGAUUUCUUCAACAAUAAAAUCAAAAGCAUACUCCUCCAAGUUGAUAUUUACUCAAAGUUAAUUGUUUUAAAUAAGUGUUCAAAAGACAAAAUAACUGAAAAAUUCACCGAAAAUCGAAAAAAAAUUGACUUCUAGGUAGUUAAACUUUUGGAUCUGAGGUGUACAUCAUGAUAAUACAUUAGAAGUAAAUUCAACUCAAGGUGGAAAUGUAUUUCAGUUUUUCACUGUGCUUUUUUAACAUUUGAAUAAUACUUAUGGUAAUUUUAAGACCAUAUUUUGCGCACAGUUUUUAAAAUAUAAGGAAAAACUAAUCGCUCUUAAGUACAUACCUAUACUUAUGCGUUUUAAUAAUAUGUAUCUAUGUUUUUAUUGUUUUUGUGAUCAUCUGUAAAAAUCUACAACCGCCCCUUCUUCCCAUGUAUCUAAUACAAUAAGAUACCCAGAAACUUACUUCAGGUUUGACCUACCUUGACGAUGUACGUUUAUGUUUUCCUAUGCAUUGUGAUAAUAAAAAUAUAUUUGUCAUUGUAUUUGUUUGAAAAAUUAUUGUUUUUGUAAAUUUACGUAAUAAAUUUUUUUUGUAACUACGUA